AUGCCAUAUCUCACCACGCACGACGGAACCGAGAUCUACUACAAGGACUGGGCGGCCAACAAGGAUGGCGCUGCCUCCUCGUCGCGGGGGACGGUGGUGUUCUCGCACGGCUGGCCGCUGAACAGCGACAACUGGGAGAACCAGAUGUUCUUCCUGGCCAGCAAGGGGUACCGGGUCGUGGCGCACGACCGCAGAGGCCACGGCCGGUCCAGCCAGCCCUGGACGGGCAAUGACAUGGACACGUACGCCGACGACCUGCUGGCACUGUUCGAACACCUCGACCUGAGGGACGUCAUGAUGGUCGGCCACUCCACGGGAGGCGGCGAGGUAGCCAGGUUUCUAGGCCGUCAUGGAUCCAGUCGGGUCAAGAAGGCGGUGCUGGUGAGCGCGGUGACGCCGCUGAUGCUCAAGACCGAGCGCAACCCCAAGGGUACGCCCGUCGAGGUCUUUGACUCGUUCCGCGCCGCCAUGAUCCGGGACCGCGCACAGUUCUUCCUCGAUGUCCCCACCGGUCCGUUCUUCGGAUUCAACCGCCCCGGCGCAAAGGUCUCCCAGGGCCUGAUCCAGUCUUGGUGGCUGCAGGGCAUGAUGUGCGGCUUCGUCAAUGCCUACGAGUGCGUCAAGGUCUUUUCCGAGACGGACAUGACCGAGGAUCUCAGGGCCAUUGAUAUUCCCGUGUUGAUCCUGCACGGUGAUGAUGAUCAGAUUGUCCCCAUCGAGGCCAGUGCGCACGAGGCCAUCAAGCUGUUGAAGAGGGGAAAGCUGGUGGUUAUCAAGGGCGGACCGCAUGCGCUGCCUAACAUUCACGCCCAGGAGGUCAAUGGCGAGUUGUUGAAGUUUUUGGAGGAGCAUGAACCCGGCAAAGGUUGGUAA
Messenger RNA from Fonsecaea multimorphosa CBS 102226, 873 nucleotides. RefSeq lists its product as uncharacterized. Gene Ontology annotation, molecular function: catalytic activity. The transcript has a single exon. Bases 1 to 873 code for a protein of 290 amino acids. The record is from RefSeq and is a predicted model, not a curated record. NCBI's taxonomy places the organism in Eukaryota, Fungi, Ascomycota, Eurotiomycetes, Chaetothyriales, Herpotrichiellaceae.